Pyrus x bretschneideri (Chinese white pear) is the source of this 432-nucleotide messenger RNA. Its product is annotated as short integuments 2, mitochondrial. The transcript is spliced from 3 exons. Bases 1 to 432 code for a protein of 143 amino acids. Lineage: Eukaryota; Viridiplantae; Streptophyta; Magnoliopsida; Rosales; Rosaceae. The record is from RefSeq and is a predicted model, not a curated record.
AUGGCUAAGUCUCAAGCUAUCAGCAGUGAUCUGCUGAGACAACUAGAGAUCAAGUUCACUGAACGCGAGCAACUCAAAUGGAGAAUGAAAGGGAUUCAAUAUGAAGCCGAAGACAAAAUUGAUUACAGUCUUAAGAACCUUCGACCUAAUAGAAGGAAAGUGCCAAAUAAGUCUGAUGUGCUGUACAUUGAGGAUAUGGUAACGGAAGUGCAAAUUGCACUGUAUUCGACACUGUCAGAAUUCAAUGGCAACCCAGAAGAUGAGGGCGACUCGGAGAUGCUUAUAGAGCAGCAGUUUGAAGCACUGCAAACGGCCUUAAAGAUACCUAAUAAGGGGUCUGAAGCUCGUUUGAUGGCAUCAAAGAAGUUUCUUACCUUAUUUAGGUCAGGUAAGUUGAGUGCUUUCAUCCUCGAUGAUAAUCCGCCCUCAUGA